Python bivittatus (Burmese python) is the source of this 4068-nucleotide messenger RNA. NCBI's taxonomy places the organism in Eukaryota, Metazoa, Chordata, Lepidosauria, Squamata, Pythonidae. The record is from RefSeq and is a predicted model, not a curated record.
GAAGCGCGCGGCGUGUGUUCAGGAGGGGCGGGCUUGUGACCUUCCGUCCCACUUUGAGUCGCGGGCUCAGGGACGGGCCCGCAAGCCGCGUUCGUGCUUCCUUUGUAAGAGGCGUUUGGUCCGGAGUGCCACUGAGUGCGACCGGGCUGGAAGGAAGAGGGCCGAAGGGGACCCCAGGGGCCUGCCUGGUCAGCGGCGCCAGGAGCGGUGGAAAGCCACGCGAUCCGUGUUGUGCUUCCUGGGGUUUGAGAGGCGGAGAUCACCGAGCCUCAUCCUCGCCCAGGGCAGGAAUUCUCAAGCCGGCCCGGACGAACGGCUGUCUGCCUCUCCUUGAAAGCCUCCAGGGAUGGGGCCCUCAUGACUCCAGGAGGCAGGGUGUUCCGCUGCCUAGUAAUUCUCACCGUCAGGAAAUCCCUCCUUAUUUUGACUGGGGAUCUCUCCCCGUAAAGCUUCCGCCUGUUAGUCCUUGCCUUGCCUUUCCUUUGGAUGCUGUGGAGGAUAAAUCCACGCGCUCUUCCCCGGGAUAGCGUUUCAGAGUAUUAGAAAACUGCUAUCGCAUCUCCCCUUAGCCUUCUCUUCUGCAGCUCGAACUUUCCCAAUUCUUUUCAGUUUAAAAAUUUAGCUUUUAAACCCCUCAUCAUCUUUGUUGGUCUUCCCUGUAUUUUUUCCAGCUUCUCAGCAUCCUUCUUAUAUUGUGACACAGUAUUCCACAUGUGGUCUGACCAGUGCAGCAUAAGAGUGGAACUAUCACUUCCCAUCUGGGGAUCAAGAGAGCAGCGGUGCUCCUUCAGGCAUCAGGCCGUCUAUGCGGUUUUCCCAUGUCUCAGUGGGCUCCUCGGUGUAACAGCGUCUAUACGUUAGAAGCGGAUAUGAAGAGUGACGUUUCUUCUGGUGCACCAAAGAGCCAGGAAAGCCUGAAGGGGAUCCUCUUGAACCCGCCACCCACUGAGGCAGCCAAAAACUUCCCAGAGGAAGAAGUCGAGAUGAUUGCCAGCAAAGUGGGAGACGAAUUCUCACACCUCUGUGGCGACACUCAGAAGCAGAAGGACCUGAACGGAAGUCGUCCUGAGCAAGAAGCCAUUGUCGUGAGGAAGAAACGCAAGAGCCAGCAGGCUGGCCCUUCCUAUGCUCCAAACUGUGGGGGCAAAGAGGCUCCCCCCAUUUUAGGGACAAGGCGGCGCCUUGAUACCCAAAGCGAGGACAACGACUCUUCCUUUAGCGACUGUGCCUCUUCACCUUCGUCUAGUUUGCAUUUUGGAGACUCUGACACAGAAACAUCGGACGAGGAUAAGGAGGUGGCCCCUGCCAGGCAGACUCGGGCCGUGUUGAAUGCAUCCGGCAGAAUUCACAGUUCUCGGCCGCAAAAGUGGCCCCGGACAGAGGCGGACUCCGUCUCAGGGAUAUUAUUGAAAAGGCCCUGCUUCCACAAUAGUAGUUCUCGGAGAAGGCUUCCAUAUAGGAAGCGGUUUGUGAAAACCAGCUCUGCGCAGCGAACACAAAACCAAAAAGAACGGAUUUUAAUGCAGCGGAAAAAAAGGGAAGUAUUAGCUCGGCAGAAAUAUGCUUUGUUACCCAGCUCUAGCAGUACCAGCGAGAACGACCUCAGCAGCGAAUCCUCUUCCAGCUCCUCCACGGAAGGAGAGGAAGACCUCUUUGUAUCAGCUGGUGAGAAUCACCAAACCAGUGCUGCUGUCCCCUCAGGGAGCAUUGAUGAAGAUGUUGUGGUGAUCGAAGCGUCUUCAACGCCCCAAGUAACCGCCAAUGAAGAAAUCAAUGUUACCUCAACAGACAGCGAAGUAGAGAUUGUCACUGUGGGAGAAAGCUAUCGAUCUCGAUCCUCGCUUGGGCAUUCUAGAUCCCACUGGGGCCACAGUUCAAGCUCCCAUGCUUCACGGCCACCUGAGCAGCGGAACCGCAGCAGAGUCUCCACGGUCAUCCAGCCAUUGAGGCAGAAUGCAGCAGAAGUCGUGGACCUCACAGUGGAUGAGGACGACCCAGCAGUUGUGCCGACAACUUCAUCCAGAGUAGACCCUCAGGCUGCCAGUUCUGCUUCGGAUGGUGGCCCCCCCGCCGCCCCCCCUGAGCAGGUCCCUGGAGUAGCUUCAAGCAUUUCCAGCAGCCAGCCCUCCUUGCAAGUGGAGCCAUUGGCUGUCCUGUCCAACAGCAGCACAGCUGGGAACUCAGCAGGAGAUGACGUGAGAGGAAACGCCUCAAGCCACGCACUGGAAUCUGGCCCCCCAGCGAUGCCAAGGCUGCCCUCGUGCUGCCCCCAGCAUUCCCCCUGCAGCGGCUCCUCACAGAACCAUCACGUCCUCGGCCCACCCCACGCCAGCUGUUUUCAGCAGCACAGCCACCACUUCCAGCACCACCACCAUCACCACAGCCCCCACGCCGGUGUCCCCCUUUCGCCCCCGUUCAGCGAAUCCAGCUGUCCCGUCGACAGGCCUCCCCCCGUCCCUGUCCCCGGGGGGCCCAGCAGCAGCGCUGGCACCGCGUUCCAUGACCAGCAGGCCCUGCCGGUGGAUCUGAGCAGUAACGGCAUCAGGAAUCACGGGAGUGGCUCUUUCCAUGGAGCUUCUGCCUUCGACCCCUGCUGCCCAGGCUCGUCCUCCCGAACGUCCAUGUCCGGGCACCAGGCGGGGGCUGCUCCGAGUCAGCCGAUGGCCCUGGACGGCUACAGCACGAGCAUGGUCCCCCAGCCCGUGAUCCAGCGGAUGGAGGUCCAGAGGAGACGCAUGAUGCAGCACCCGACGCGAGCACAUGAGCGACCGCCACCACAUCCUCACCGGAUGCAUCCCAACUACGGCCACGGCCAUCACAUUCAUGUGCCGCAGACCAUGUCUUCGCAUCCUCGACAAGCCCCAGAGAGGUCGGCUUGGGAACUGGGAAUUGAAGCAGGAGUGACUGCAGCCACCUACCCACCGGGCCCGAUGCACCCUCACCUGGCCCACUACCACACCCCCCCUCGGCUCCACCACUUGCAAAUCGGUGCUCUUCCUUUAAUGGUUCCUGACAUGGCGGGCUACCCUCACAUCCGUUACAUUUCAUCGGGAUUGGAUGGAACUUCAUUCAGAGGCCCUUUCAGGGGCAAUUUUGAGGAAUUAAUUCAUCUGGAAGAACGUUUAGGAAAUGUGAAUCGUGGAGCUUCCCAAGGAACAAUUGAAAGAUGCACUUAUCCCCACAAGUACAAAAAGAGGAAACUACACUGCAAACAUGAUGGGGAAGAAGGAACUGAGGAAGACACCGAGGAAAAGUGUACCAUAUGUUUGUCUAUAUUAGAGGAAGGGGAAGAUGUCAGACGCCUCCCGUGUAUGCAUCUCUUCCACCAAGUGUGUGUCGAUCAGUGGCUAAUCACAAACAAGAAGUGCCCCAUUUGCAGAGUGGACAUUGAGGCUCAGCUGCCAAGUGAAAGUUGACACGCUUCUGCCUCAAGCCUCUUGCUUUCCUUCUUCACGCCCAUAUCCUUCCUGGUACUGCAGUCAACCAAAGAUGGCAUGACUUACCUGUGCAGUUGUGGGAAGCACCUGAACCUGCUAGAGUGCCGUUUGUCUGCUCUGUGGUAUACCUAAUGCUAACCCUACAGUUAGUGUAUUUAUAAAGCUUAUUUUCUGUUGGUUGGUUUAGCCUUUACAAAUUCCUAACCUGUUUUCCCUGUACUUUUGCAUGGAUCGCUCCCAAGAUUGCAUUUCUUUGCACAUGUUAUGGGCUUAGUGACCCCCCCAAACUUGCAGGCAAGAUUAUCUGCUUUAGAAAGUAGAACUGUGUGGCCCGUCCUCCCUUUUUUAUUUGUACCUAAAGUCAACCUUUCAGAGUAUGAUUUCACUCAUUACUAACCUCAGAGUCCUUAAUUUAAUCAAGUAUUUUAGUUUUAAAUGUAUAAAGAUCAACUUUAAAAAAGGAUAUUUUUUUUAAGACAUUCCUUAAUUAGGAAAAAAAGCUGCUGUAUACUUGUGUGGGAGAGAGACGCCAGGGCCUCCUCCCGGGCGAGCCGCGGGGAGGGCCGCGCUGGAGCAUGGCCAGGGCCGUCUGUGCCCCGGCCCCACCCGCCCUACCCUUGGAGCAUCGAUC